GAUCUUCUUCUGUAAUUGGUCUGCAGUCCCGGUUAUUCAGUUAUUUCGUGGCUGUGGGCCUGGUAGGAAGUGUAUAUAGAUUUGGCUGCUUAUAUUUACCAGUUGUGGAUGAUCCGUGGGAUCUGUUCGAGUGCCUAUUGUGUUCUUGUAAUAUCGGCGAAGAUGGUGUGUGAGGUUAUACUGAUUUUGACUGUUCAAGCGCCCGAUAUUCAGGAAAGCAAGUAGCCCAUACGUAUAAGGAAACAUAAAAUGAAGAUUUAACUGCGGUUAAGAAUGAAGUAAAAACGAGUUUCAACACAGUGCUAGAUUAUAUUAUGUCACUAGGUUAUAUUAAUUCGCCAUUUUAUUUGUGUUGUGUGCUGUGUAAUGGGUAAGAAGCAUUUUCACAUGUGAAUUGGUGUGUAAGUGGAAUGAGAUAGUGGUGAUGAAGUAUCUAAUAUUAUCACUACAUUCACUUAAUUGAAAUCAGAAUAAUAGGAUGACAGGUAUCUAUUUGAACCAGUUGUAUAAAUUCAGCCUGGUGUUUUAGGUUAUAUUAGCCAUAAUCAUUUAAUGAGUGGCUUAUAAUGGCAUAUACAAGUUGACGGUAGGCAGUGUAUAUCUGUUCAUGAAGGGACCAAAAUAUUUAUUACAACAAAACAAAUUUAUAACUCUGUUUUGAUAUGAUAUUUCCCAUGAAGCUGUAACGAUUUGCCCCUUCAGCGGCAAUCGGAGACCAUCAGUUGGUUUUGUAUCUGUUUCUUGUGACCUCCCUUGUGUAUGAAGUACCUAUAGUGGCUUCCAAAUGCCCCUACAUAGCAGACGACACGGCAGAACCCUGGAAGACGCAGUUGUUGCCUUUCAUGUACAUGUUCAGGACCAAACGGAACACUUUAGUUAAACGCCUGUGGAAGGCACGUGUUGCGAAGAAACAGUAUGAAGCCUCAGGUGAAACAGAAACUCUUGUAUCGUCUUCCCCACCUUCAUAUUGCUGGUGCUGUUGCGGCAACAGACACACAAGUUCCUGUUCAGAACAGCAGCAACAACAGUGUUAUAGUGCUGAAAUGGUUCGAAGCGAUUUGCUGAAACGGUUCAAAGAGAACCAAUUAGAAAUGUUACUAGCGGCCAUAGAGAGCAGGGGCGCGGAUCUCUCUGCGUGCGUUCUGUUGCCCCGUGAUCAGCCUCCGAUGUUGGACCCCCGUUUGCUGUGUUGCCAGCUUUGGCGGUGGCCAGAUCUCAGGCAGGCCGCCGAACUCAAGCGUUUACCUGUCUGCAGAUCUUCCAAAGAUACCGUGUACAUUUGUUGCAAUCCCUACCAUUGGAGCAGGCUGUGCAAACCCGAGUCACCUCCGCCCCCUUACUGCAGGUUCGCAAGGGAACGACUACGACCGGAAGACAGAGCACCAAGCGAAGGACAGUGCCCAGCAGUGCAGUGCCACGGGUCCCUCACCACCAAUGGAGAAGGAGAGGCUGGUGAGCGGGAGUGGUGCAAGCUGGCUUACUGGGAACUGGCAACUAGAGUUGGGCGUCUCUUCUCAGUGGAGCUGCCAGCGGUCAACGUGUUUACUACUCUACCUCAUGGUGACGGCUUGUGCCUCGCCACACUGACUCAGCAUGCCUUCUCGCCACCUCAUGAGUCCGUCCGCCGGACGCGCGCCAAAAUAGGCCUCGGUGUGACACUGAGCCAGGAGGGAGACGGUGUGUGGGCUUACAACCGUUCGGACAGCCCCAUCUUCAUCAACUCUCCAACACUGGAGGAUCCUGAAUCAAGGACACUUCUGGUAUAUCGGGUACCGCCAGGUCACUGUCUGAACAUCUUCAACGCUGACAAAGCGUCAUGUUCUCGUCACUGGGACUAUUCUGGCACGGGGCCCGUAGACCCCAACUCUGUACGCAUCAGUUUUGCCAAGGGCUGGGGUCCCAACUAUUCACGGCAGGAAGUGACAGCGUGUCCUUGCUGGUUGGAAGUGUUGCUUGCGCCGUGCAGGUGAUCAGAUGCCAUCAACUAUGCUCCUCUUAGUUUGCCAUCCGUCCUUGCCGUGAAGUUUUUUGCGGCCAUGUACUCCAGGUUGACAGAGUGAGCAAAUGAGGAACCGGCAUAUGUCAAAAGUGUUUGGCAGCUUUGUUAGUUGAUGCAGCUAAGUGUGUGGUCACCUUAGUCAUUUGCCUUAUAACCACAGUGAGUGCUUGCCAACAGGUGUUUUCAAACCAGUGCAGAGAUAAACAAGAAGUUUCCAACAGUCUUUUCUUGAUGUAAGAGUAAACAUUUCGUUCUCAUCAUAAAUAUACCAUAUAUUGAAUUUAAUAAUGUGUCAGAAGUAAGCUUUUGAACUCUCAUUUUCCGUAAAAAAUUACAACAAAAAUUAAUAUGUAGAAAAGUGUAAAUUUGGUGUAUUUAUUUUCUUACAAAAGUUACAUUGUGGCAAUCUUCCCUGGUAAUCAUGAGAAAGAAAUGUUUGCCACUUCACAGUUUAAAUUUGUGUUGGAGCCUUUUACAGGUAAACUGUUGGGUGGGUGGGGGGAGCCCCAUUGUUCUCUCUGUUUUGUUCCAAGCGAGGAUUAAAGAGUCUGUCCUAGACAGACUGCCAUCUUGCGAUGCAAUUGCUGCGUAUCUUGUCCUCGAAACAUUUUGUAAUUAUUAUAACAUAUAAAUCGCAAUGAGAUCCCUCUGCACAGGGUAACAAGCUGCUGGCCUAUAUAAUUGUUUUUUGCUUUAUGAUUAAGCCCUUGGAUGUGUGAGCAGUGAGAUGAUUGUAUUGCAGGGUAACAGGGAUGGAGGUGGUUCAAAAUCCAUGAAUCAUACUUAACAAAACAUGUUUUGUUAUAUUAUUUAUUAGCAUUAUUUAUUAUUAUUGGUUAUAUUUAUGCAGUUUAUUUCUACUCAUUGAAAAAUCUGCAUAAUUUUGUUAAUAUUUUUGUGUUAAUUUGUAUUCUGAAUGCAAGACCACUGUUGGAUUAUUUCAUUUUGUUUUAUGUAGAAAUGUAAAAUCAUUCAAGCCUUGUAAACUAUAUGUAAAACAAAAAUUUAUAGUUCAUAUUUUCUGUUGUUUAUAUUUGUUUAAAACUGCAAACCUUAAAUGGUCCCUGAGAUAAAUAUGCUGUAAUGAGUUCACUUUCUUUGGUAAAGACUGAAAUUAGUUUAACUGAUAUUAGUUAACUUACAUAAGUAUCAAGUCAUUUGUUGAUUGUAAAGAAAAUAUGGCUGAUAUUGAACCCCGGUGUUCUCAUCAAACACAUGGAUAUUGUUCAUGCAGUCAUAUAUGUUGCAGACAUCUGUGUGUUCUGAUUUGUGCAAGAGCCACAUCAGAAUAGUGGCCAUGUUGCUUUGUUUCUGGAAAGUAUGAAACACUGUCAGUACCGAAGAUGCGUCUAAUGUUUUGGGGUCUGUGCCCUAGUUAGGUCAUUGGUGUCUGUUGCAGAUUUGGAAUAUUAUGCAGGGAAGCCUCAGUUUCACAUUGCUGCCUUUUAAAUAUAUUUCUUCCCAAGAGAGAAUGGUUUAUCUCCAGAAACUCAGAUCUUAUGGUAAAUUCUCCCAAAAGUUAAAAUACGUUGUACAAUACGUUCUCAUCACGUAAAAUUCUCCCUCUCAAAAUUAUCUCAUUAGGAGAAAGAUAUAUUUAAUAAUUAUAAAGACAAGUCCGUCCAAUGU
This is a messenger RNA of Cryptotermes secundus, 3628 nucleotides long. RefSeq names its product mothers against decapentaplegic homolog 6 (gene Dad). The transcript is spliced from 5 exons. The coding region runs from base 843 to 1970 and encodes 375 amino acids. Gene Ontology annotation, cellular component: heteromeric SMAD protein complex. Lineage: Eukaryota; Metazoa; Arthropoda; Insecta; Blattodea; Kalotermitidae. The record is from RefSeq and is a predicted model, not a curated record. Gene Ontology annotation, biological process: BMP signaling pathway; SMAD protein signal transduction; regulation of transcription by RNA polymerase II. Gene Ontology annotation, molecular function: I-SMAD binding; transcription regulator inhibitor activity.